Molecule: messenger RNA, 5933 nt
Organism: Hyla sarda
Lineage: Eukaryota; Metazoa; Chordata; Amphibia; Anura; Hylidae
Gene: IFT140
Product: intraflagellar transport 140
Exons: 31
Coding region: 310-4659 (1449 amino acids)
Biological process (GO): intraciliary retrograde transport
Cellular component (GO): intraciliary transport particle A; axoneme; ciliary basal body
Molecular function (GO): protein binding
Source: RefSeq, a predicted model, not a curated record
GGCCAGUUCUCCAUUAUACAGCUGAUAUGCUAGAUAGAUAUUUGAUACACAUGUCAUGUAGUUUUGGAUUGAUAACCAAUAUCCCUGCUGAAACCUCUAUAAUACAGGACAUUGACAUCGGUCCCCUAUAAUUAUUAAUGGAAGUGCCUGUCCUCAAAGCAAAAGCUGACCCUCAGUAUAUUUCCUAUAUAUAAUUUACAUUUAUAGACACCACACAGGAUGCUCUUCCUGGCCAGAAGGCGCUCCUGUAAGCCUAAGUGUAUACACGUAUUCAAAAAGGUAACCUAGGUCUCGGAGGCACUUAGAACAAUGGCUGUGUAUUUUGAUCACCAUAUAGAAACUCCAAAUCUUUCAGUAUCGCCAUCUAUCAUCACGUGGCAUAAUGUUCACACUUUGCUGGCUGUGGGUUCGGUCAGCCCAACUUCUGGUGGUUGUGUCGACAUCUACGGUGAACUGGGUGACCAUGUUAUUAGUUCACAUGUCGAAAGAUCCUACCAGCUGACCCUUCUGAGCUGGCAUCCCACCAAAAAGUUGCUUGCAGUGGGAUGGGCAAUGGGCGAAGUCUUUAUUCUAAAUGAGCCAGACAAAGAGCAUCAUACCUUUCCAUCAACACACAGUGCGGAGAUCACAUUGCUGGAGUGGAGCAGUAAUAACGGCCGCCUCAUUUCAGGAGACCUGAAUGGUUUACUUGUUAUGUGGAAACUGGACCAACGAGGGCGAGUUCAGGGGCCACCAUUACUGAAGCUGGAGUAUCACAAGCCUUUGACUCACUGCCUCUUCAAACCAGUGGCUCCACAGGAGGAUAUGGCACAACUGGCCAAAGCUGCAGUGAGUGGGGAUGAAAAGGCUUUGGAUAUGUUUAACUGGAAAAUGAAGGCAGCCGCCCAACAGGAGUUCUCCUUCUUCCUUAGCACAGGAGAUGGUUCCAUACACUGGGUGAAUGAACAGGCAAAGAGCAGCCAGAUAAUUGGAAUGGACAGUCCUGCGCAGAGGCUUAUCUUCUUGGAGAAGAAAUCCAUAUUAGUGGUGGUGACAGAGAAUUUGCUGCUGUCACAAUUCUUUUUGAGUCCCGAAGGAGAUGCUGAGGAGCUAUCCAAGGUGAAGCUGUCUGGGAGGACUGGUAAAACAGCAGACAUUAUCUGUGUCAAUAACACCUUACUGAUCACAGCAACUGGAGAAAGUGUCAUAAGGUUCUGGGAUCUGGAACGAGAUGACAAUUAUGUGCUGUUCCUGGAUGAGCAAUUGGGAUUUGAAGCAGAAGAAACAAUAAACUGUAUUUCUUACUGUCCUACCAAAGCAAUAUUGGCAGCUGGCACCAGUAAGGGCAAGGUGGCUAUGUGGAACAAAAUCCCUGAUGGACGGAAGGCCAUGAGGGCCGAAGGAAAAGAUAUCUGGAAGCUUAGCACACCAACAGAAUUGGAAGGCAACAUCUCACAGAUCAAAUGGGGAUCAUCAAAGAAUCUGCUAGCUGUAAACAACCUCAGCACUGUGCUGAUCCUCAGCGAGCAUGUCAUGUCCUCCCAUUUCCAUCAACAAGUUGCAGCAAUUCAGGUGGCACCUUCCCAGCUCAGCCUGACCUAUUUCAGCACAGGAACCAGGCACAGCUUGAAGACUGAUAUGUACAUAAAAGGGGUCUUUGUCACUAAGAACUUGGUUGCAGUAUGGAAUGGUAAAUUGGUGACAGUCUAUGAACUUGGUGGGCCCACCCUUAGGAAUACAGGUUCCUUUGCCAGUGAUUCUCCUGUGCUGGCAGUUCAUGAGGAGAAUAUCUACACUGUAGAGCCUGGCAGAGUCCAAAUUCGUACAUUGCAGGGGACUGUGAAGCAGCUGCUCCCAUUCUCUGUGUCAGAAGGAAACCCAUGUAUGCUGGACAUAUGCGGCACUUUCCUCGUGGUCGCCACUGAUGCCGCCCACUUCAAGCUUUUUGACCUUUCUAGGAGGGAGGCCAAAGCCCACAGCAAUUGUAAGAACCUCUCUGAGCUGGUGCCAGGACUUGGUAGCAUUGUGUCUAUCAGGUGCAAUGCCAAUGGCAGUAAAGUCAGCAUCCUCGCCAAUAGGGCUGACGGUCACCUGGACUCCAAAAUGUACUUCUAUGAUGUUGACCUGGAUACCAUUUCAUUCUAUGACUUCUGGAAUGGCCAAGCUGAUCAGCAAGAUCCUACAUCCAACGUGGACCCGAACCUUACAGAGAGCACAAAACUCCUUGACCGCAUUCCUAUCAGUCACUUCUGGGAUCAAAGCGAACCGCGGCUGCUAGUAUGUGAGGCAAUGCUGGCCAUCCCGAAUUCAGUUAAUCCAUCGCCGAAACACAACCAGCUCAUAGAGGUUCCUCAAGGAAAGGAAGAUGUGCUGGUUAUGUCAUUCUUCAGCACCCAGGAACAUGGCCUAUUACUUCAGGAAAGCUUUCCACGACCUAUGUCCUUCCAGUCUCUUCUCGGUAUUGAGGUCCCACAUUAUUAUUUUACAAGAAAGCCUGGUGAAGAUGAAGACAAACCUGAAAGUACAGAAGUGGGCACACCACAGAUCCCCCAAAUGGUGGCCAAGAAGCCACUGCGAGACUUCAUUGGACUAGAGGACUGUGAGAAGGUAACACGAGAUGCCCUGCUGAACUUUAGCUUCUACCUCACUGUAGGAGACAUGGACGAAGCCUUCAAGUCGAUCAAGCUCAUAAAGAGUGAAACAGUCUGGGAAAAUAUGGCUCGUAUGUGUGUCAAGACGAGAAGACUGGAUGUCGCCAAAGUGUGCCUGGGAAAAAUGGGCCAUGCUAGGGGUGCCAAAGCACUGCGGGAGGCAGAGCAAGAGUCUGAGAUAGAAGCCAGAGUUGCCAUGUUGGCCAUACAGCUUGGAAUGCUGGAGGAUGCAGAGCAGCUAUACAAAACCUGCAAACGUUACGAUCUUCUGAAUAGACUGUACCAGGCUUGGGGCCAGUGGCAAAAAGCUAUUGAGACUGCAGAGAACAAUGACCGCGUCCACCUGAGAAGCACCUAUUAUCACUAUGCAAAGCACUUGGAAGCUAUGGGAGAGCAUAAUGUGUCACUUAACUAUUACGAGAAGUCAGACACCCACCGUUUCGAGGUUCCUAGGAUGCUCCUAGAGAAUCCACAGAACCUGGAGACCUACAUCAAUAGCAAGAAAGACAAAAUUCUGUGGAAAUGGUGGGCACAGUACCUUGAGAGCCAGUCAGAAUUGGAUAACGCUCUCAAAUAUUAUGAGAUGGCACAAGACUACCUGUCUUUAGUGCGAGUACACUGCUUCCUGCGCAAUAUACAAAAGGCUGCAGAAAUCGCCAAUGAGACUGGUAACUUGGCAGCUUCUUACCACCUGGCACGUCAAUAUGAAAGCCAAGGGGAUGUAAAACAGGCAGUGCAUUUCUAUACCAGAGCCCAGGCUUAUAAUAACGCCAUCAGGCUUUGCAAGGAAAAUAAUCUGGAUGACCAACUCAUGAACCUGGCAUUGCUGAGCACCCCAGAGGACAUGAUGGAUGCAGCUCGGUAUUAUGAAGAAAAGGGAGAGCAAAUGGAUAGAGCCGUCAUGCUUUACCACAAGUCAGGUCAUCUCUCCAAGGCGUUGGAGUUGGCGUUUGCUACUGAACAGUUUGGUGCUCUUCAGCUGAUAGCCGAGGACCUAGAUGAGAAGUCGGACCCAGCCCUUCUUGCUCGCUGCUCUGAUUUCUUCAUUGAGCACGACCAGUUUGAGAAAGCUGUGGAACUGCUGCUAGCCGCCAAAAAGUACUAUGAUGCCCUGCAGUUGUGCCUGGAGCAGAAUCUCAUUAUCACAGAGGACAUGGCAGAAAAGAUGACGGUAUCUAAAAACUCCAAGGAGCUUAGCGAGGAAGCCAGACGGGAACUGCUUGAACGAAUUGCUGACUGCUGCAUGCGACAAGGGAAUUAUCACCUUGCAACCAAGAAAUACACUCAGGCUGGAAACAAGGUCAAGGCCAUGAGAUCUUUAUUGAAGUCAGGUGAUACUGAGAAGAUUGUGUUCUUUGCUGGAGUGUCCCGACAGAAGGAAAUCUACAUAAUGGCUGCCAACUACUUGCAGUCUCUGGAUUGGCGGCAAGAUCCCCAUAUUGUUAAUAACAUUAUCAACUUCUACACCAAAGGAAGAGCUCUUGACCUUCUGGCCGGUUUCUACGAUGCCUGUGCCCAGGUGGAGAUUGAUGAAUAUCAGAAUUAUGAGAAGGCCAUGGGAGCACUGACUGAGGCUUACAAGUGUUUGUCUAAAGCCAAAAUGCGCAGCCCAGAGGAGCAAGAAAGGCGACUUUCUGAUAUGCAAAACAAGAUUACUCUGGUCAAGAGGUUUAUCCAGGCUCGUAGGGCAUAUCCCACAGACAAGCAGGAAGCCAUCAGACAGUGUGAGCUGCUCCUAGAAGAAGCUGAUUUAGAGGGUGCUGUCCGCAUUGGCGAUGUGUACGGAUUUCUGGUGGAACAUUACACACAGCAGGGAGACUUUCAGAAGGCGUAUCGGUGCCUAGAAGAAAUGAGAUCCAAGAUGCCGUCUGUCAAUCUCAGCUUCUACGUAUCACAGAGCACAGUGGAGGCCAUAUACCGUGCCCUUUCCAUCCCAGUCACGCACCAGUCUACUGAGCAUGUGCGGCACAACAGUGUAGAAGACAGCGAGGAGGUGGAAGAAGCGCCUGACAUAGACUUUGACGGUUAACCCUUUCCUCAUCACAGAUUCCUUUAUUUUUGUUCAAUGUCAUCACGUUUGACAUAUAUCCUUAAAAACACUGGCAGCCUUUGCACCAAAUGUCCUUAAGGGACUGCACCACAGAUGUGGCAACUUAAGCAAUGAGCGUGUAAAGCAGUGUUUCCCAACCAGGGUGCCCCCAGCUGUUGCAAAACUACAAUUCCCAGCAUGCCCGGACAGCCGAAGGCUGUCUGGGCAUGCUGGGAGUUGUAGUUUUGAAACAGCUGUGGGCACCCUGGUUGGGAAACACUUGUGUAUAGAACAUGAUGUACUGUACCAUAAGGCACGAGGGCAUGGCAUGCAGUUGUAUGUUAUUUGAGGGCAUGUACAAUUUUGCAAGGAAUUUGUUUAUAAUUCUGAAACGGCUUAAAAAAAAAAUAUAUAUAACUUUUGCAGACAGUCUUCGAUAAAAAUUUCCAACCGUUUUGCAUAUACAGCUCCGUUGCCAACCUAUGUGUAUCCAUGGCAACGUACCACACCUAAACCAUGUGAGUAGUCUGAUCCCACAGUCACGUUACUCCAUUUCCCAGUACAAGAUGGGUCAAAGUGGAAGAGAGUAAGGGCCCAUUCACACUAGAGAAAUUCUGGCAGAGAUUCUGGCACAGCAGCAGCCUCCCAUUGUCUUCAAUGUAAUUCUGCUGCACUGUGCACACUGCGGAAUUUCCGUGGCAGAAAUUCAAAUUCCGAAUUCUUCUAGAAUAAAAAAUGAACAUGUGGAUUUUUUCUGGGGAAUUCCACAGGAAAUUGCAUUGUAGUCCGUGGGGACGGCACAUGUUGACGCGGUCAUAGCACUGAUUCAUUCCGUCGGGCCCUGCUGCACACGGAAUCUCCAUGCAGAUUUUUCUCUGAGUGGAAAUUCAAUAGUGUGAACGGAUCGGGUUCACAUGUGGGGGAAACCACAUAUAUAUUUGUAUAGCUAAGAUGGCCUCCAUCAUACCUAGGUCCCAAUAGUAAUACAAACAAACAAACAAUCAUAUACAUCGCAGUAUGUUUAUUAUUACAUUAUCCAACUAAUUUAAAUAACACUAAGGUCUGUGCUAUUUCAUCCAGCAAACCCCUAUGGAUACAUCCUGAAUGGAGGCUAAAAUUAUACCCAAGUGACCCCUGUUGGGUAAAUGGUGGAAAACUUUAUUUAUUUAUUUUUUUUUUAAUCAACUGGUGCCGGAAAGUUAAACAAAUUUGUAAAUUACUUCUAUUAAAAAUUUUCAUAAAUCUUCAUCCUUCCAGUACUUAUUAGCUGCUUA